Messenger RNA from Daucus carota subsp. sativus, 793 nucleotides. RefSeq names its product GSH-induced LITAF domain protein. NCBI's taxonomy places the organism in Eukaryota, Viridiplantae, Streptophyta, Magnoliopsida, Apiales, Apiaceae. Gene Ontology annotation, molecular function: zinc ion binding. The transcript has 3 exons. The record is from RefSeq and is a predicted model, not a curated record. The coding region runs from base 133 to 597 and encodes 154 amino acids.
AGAGGUUAGGUGAGGACUGAGGAAGCGCGUUAGAAAAGUAAAAGGACGAGGAAAUAAAAGGCAUCGAAGAUCAUAAAUCAUCACAUAGAGUAAUUCAUAAUUGAAAAUUUGAAAUAACUGAACAGAGGAAGGAUGGAAGAAGAAAAGAAGAUGGAAGAACCGGUGAUGGGAUUUCCGGCGUACCAAACAGCACCACCACCACCACCGAUGUAUUACCAACAACCACCGCAGCAACAGGCGGCGGGCGGCAUAUAUAAUAGUAGGUUUCCACCCAACGCCAUAUUUGGAGAUCCCAAAGGAAUACCAAUUCACCAGACUAUUUUCAGGGAUACUCCGGCUCCUUUUCAGUGUCCUCACUGCUCUAAUUCCGCGCUCACCGAUAUUCGAUCUAAACCGAGUCUCGCAGCUGCUGUUGCUUGUAUGAUGCCAUUUAUGCUCGGAGUGUGCUUUCUUUGUCCUUCUAUGGACUGCCUUUGGCAUAAAUAUCAUUACUGUCCAUCUUGCAACCAAAAGGUUGCUGAAUUUCAGAAGACGGAUCCUUGUAUUGUCAUGGACCCUCCAAACUGGACGGAGACAAGUUAUGCUUUGCCUGCUUGAUGUAAUUGCUUUCUCUCCUUGUACAGCCCCGUGCUUGAAUGUUUUCUAUCAGCUGCCUUGUCUUUCUGUUAUACUUUCUUGCCAUAUAUGUAUAUCAUAAUUGACUUGUGAAAACAUAUCAUACUCUAUGUUUAGUAGUGUGGAUGUUAAAAAUUCUACUAUAUCAAUUGAAUCAUGGAUUAUAAUAAUUGAAUCA